AUGACAAUGCAACAUGAUGUGUGCACGUGGCUCCACUUUAUCGUGAGACCCUCUUUCAAGCACAUAUACCGGACGAAGGACCUGUACAAUACGGAACUGAACCAAAUCAAAGAAAUCUUGAACUCCCGACCGACGACGACAACGACGAUCCGUCGAGGCCCUCGAUUGUUUCGCCGACACGUCGUGCCUCCAGUCCCAGAAUGCCCCAAGUACCAAACGAAACGCAUCAAAGUCUCCGACGUACGCGUCCCGUUCUCGACUGCCGUUGCGCGCAGAUACAAGCUACGAUACUCGAGCUUACCGACGAUUCCAGAAGUGCCAUGA
Messenger RNA from Aphanomyces invadans, 324 nucleotides. RefSeq lists its product as hypothetical. The transcript has a single exon. Lineage: Eukaryota; Oomycota; Saprolegniomycetes; Saprolegniales; Verrucalvaceae. Bases 1 to 324 code for a protein of 107 amino acids. The record is from RefSeq and is a predicted model, not a curated record.